Messenger RNA from Fraxinus pennsylvanica, 609 nucleotides. The record is from the annotation of a GenBank genome assembly. NCBI's taxonomy places the organism in Eukaryota, Viridiplantae, Streptophyta, Magnoliopsida, Lamiales, Oleaceae.
AUGCUAGCUUCAACAUCUCUCAAUGUAGUAGGCUCUUUGGGUGGCCUAACAUUGAAUGCACCCAUCCACAGUUCACACAAAUCUUUCUUACUCCCUGCAACAAAAUCGUUAACUUUCCCCACAAAACUCAGCGGCACCACCGCCUGGAAAUCAACCACCUCUGUAAAAACAUCCGUCGCUGCGGUGGAUUCCUCUGAUCCCACUGAAAAGGAACAUGAGCAAACUGAGAAGAAGUAUUAUUUUGUUGUAGCAAAUGCGAAAUUCAUGUUGGAUGAGGAAGAACAUUUUAAGUUUGAGCGCCUUCAGAAUUAUGGAGAGCGUAAUAUAGAUCAAGAUUUCUGGCUUGUGAUUGAACCCAAGUUCUUGGAUAAGUUUCCGAAAAUUACCAUGAGACUAAGGAGGCCCGCCGUGGCCCUUGUUUCUACUAAUGGCCCCUGGAUAACAUACAUGAAACUAAGACUCGACCGGGUUUUGCAAGAAAGCUUUGAAGCUGACAGUAUAGAAGAUGCUUUGGCAUCUAAUCCCGUUGAUCUUGCCUUUGAAAAGCCAGAGAAGUGGACGGCUCCAUACUCUAAGUAUGAAUUUGGUUGGUGGGAGUCGUUGGUAUGA